GUAUAUUACAUAAAUCAAAAGAUGUUAUGAACCAACUUUUUUGGGUCGCUUUUUUGGAUAAACAUGGUGGCCAAUGGCAAAACUGGAAAUAUUGGACAACCCAGAAGAGUGAGGUUCUGAUUUCUAGACUCAUCACGUCCAAUCCUCGAUUCAACAGGAUUUAUAUUCAUCCUAAACAGGAGGAUCACAAUCAAGACACUAUGAAUCAAGCAGCCAAGAUUCCUGUCAGGACCGAGUUAAAAGCAAUCGUGAACAAGCUCAGCAGUGAGAGUAUUGAAAAUCAGUCCAACUACAUAUUUAAAACCCUCACUUCAUCAGAGAAGUAUCAUAAAAGUAGUAGAAUCGGAGUUUACCUGAGCAUGCCUACAGAAGUCCAGACUUAUAGUAUUAUAAAGCACAUAUUAGAAAAUGGAAAGGAAUGUUUUAUUCCAAGAUACAACCCACAAGUGAUGGUAAUGGUGAAGCUUCAUUCGAUGGAAGAUUACGAAGCAUUGCCAAAAAAUAAAUGGAAUAUAAAACAACCUUUAGAAUCAGAAAUCAGAGAAGACUCCACGACUCAAGGUGGGCUUGAUCUAAUACUUGUACCAGGACUUGGAUUUACUGAGAGAGGUGAGAGGCUGGGCCGAGGGAAAGGAUAUUAUGACAAAUUUUUACACAACAUGAACCAACUUAGAAAACAAAAUGGAAAACAACUGUACACAAUCGGAUUGGCGUUCAAAGAACAAGUGAGAGCUCAAAUUCCUACAACACAUCUCGAUUACAAUCUAAAUGAGAUUCUGUAUCAAAAAUAAUUCCUGACGAAACACCAUGUUUCUAUUUUAAAUUUUGCCGUGGCCUUUAAAUUUCAGCAUCUGUAUUUGAAAUAAAAUUAUAACAUAAAAACAA
This is a messenger RNA of Cimex lectularius (bed bug), 885 nucleotides long. It is a transcript of the gene Mthfs, whose product is annotated as 5-formyltetrahydrofolate cyclo-ligase. Gene Ontology annotation, biological process: tetrahydrofolate interconversion; folic acid-containing compound biosynthetic process. Bases 27 to 791 code for a protein of 254 amino acids. NCBI's taxonomy places the organism in Eukaryota, Metazoa, Arthropoda, Insecta, Hemiptera, Cimicidae. The record is from RefSeq and is a predicted model, not a curated record. The transcript has 5 exons. Gene Ontology annotation, molecular function: 5-formyltetrahydrofolate cyclo-ligase activity. Gene Ontology annotation, cellular component: mitochondrion.